Messenger RNA from Drosophila willistoni, 348 nucleotides. RefSeq names its product LIM and senescent cell antigen-like-containing domain protein 1. Gene Ontology annotation, biological process: cell-cell junction organization; positive regulation of integrin-mediated signaling pathway; positive regulation of substrate adhesion-dependent cell spreading. The coding region runs from base 1 to 348 and encodes 115 amino acids. Gene Ontology annotation, cellular component: focal adhesion; cell-cell junction; cytoplasm. NCBI's taxonomy places the organism in Eukaryota, Metazoa, Arthropoda, Insecta, Diptera, Drosophilidae. The transcript has 2 exons. The record is from RefSeq and is a predicted model, not a curated record.
AUGGGAAUUCCCAUUUGUGGCGCCUGUCGUCGACCCAUUGAGGAGCGUUUGGUCACUGGCUUGGGCAAGCACUGGCACGUCGAGCAUUUUGUGUGUGCCAAAUGCGAGAAACCAUUUCUGGGUCAUUGGCAUUAUGAGAAGCAUGGCCUGGCUUACUGUCAGGCGCAUUAUCAUCAAUUGUUUGGCGAUUUGUGCUUUAUCUGCAAUCAGGAGAUUGGAGGAGAUGUUUUCACUGGUUUAAAUAAGUCCUGGUGUGUCCAUCACUUUGCCUGCUCGUUGUGUGAUACAAAGAUGACUCAGAAAUCGAAGUUUUAUGAAUAUGAUGAGAAACCUGUAUGCAAGAAAUGA